UUUUAACUUAAAUUAACUAUAUUCCUCUUAUUUUAUCUCUUAUUAAAAUAAAUUAAUUAAUAAAAUAAAUCACAACCUUAAGAAAUUUCAUAGAUUAUUUGUUUGGAACAAAAGAGAAAAGGAGAAAAAAAAUCCCAUGUCCUUGUCUGUAUUAUCCCUCUGUGCUGAGACAAUUCGAAGUUGAAAUCCCUUAGAGAGGGAGAGACUGGGUUGAUUCCUUCCUUGAAGAUGUCUAUGGCGACCCAUGUUUUUUUUGUCCUUACCAAACGAAACUCAAAAAGGAAAGAAGCCCUUUUGAUGAAAUAGUUGUGAUCCUUUUCUUUGUAAUCCAGAUUGAGAUCAAAAACUUAAUUCUUCUUCCUUUUUUCUCUUUUAUUUUUUUGGGGGACAAUUGUUUUUACAUCGUUUAUGAAUUAUAUCCAUCAAAAUUUAAUUAAUACAUUUUCAAAGUUUUUUAUUUGGAAAUAAAAUUGGGGGUUUGUUUAUAGUAAUAAUGGAACCCGAAAGUAUUGAAACCGUUAUAUCUUCUGAUGUGUUCGACGAAGAUGCAAUUCCUAGCCGUUCUCACCACCAGUUCGUUUCAGUUCCAAAGUCUCAGAACGGUAGCAACAAUCCUGUUACAACCAGUGUUCACGAGCUUCUUGAAUGCCCUGUCUGCACCAAUUCAAUGUACCCUCCCAUCCAUCAGUGUCACAAUGGCCAUACCCUUUGUUCUACUUGUAAAACAAGAGUUCACAAUAGAUGCCCUACGUGUAGACAAGAGCUUGGUGAUAUAAGGUGUUUAGCACUAGAGAAGGUAGCUGAAUCGCUUGAACUGCCUUGCAAGUACUGCUCUCACGGUUGCCCUGAGAUUUUCCCCUACUACAGUAAACUCAAACAUGAGUCUCUAUGUAAUUUCAGACCGUACAACUGCCCAUAUGCUGGAUCAGACUGCUCUGUUGUUGGGGAUAUACCUUUUCUUGUUGGUCAUCUACGAGAUUAUCACAAGGUUGACAUGCACUCGGGCUGUACAUUUAACCACCGUUAUGUAAAGUCUAACCCCCGGGAAGUGGAAAAUGCUACAUGGAUGUUAACUGUCUUCCACUGUUUUGGUCAGUAUUUCUGUCUCCAUUUUGAAGCUUUCCAGCUUGGGAUGGCACCUGUUUACAUGGCAUUUCUGCGUUUCAUGGGGGAUGAGACAGAAGCACAAAACUACAGUUACAGCCUUGAGGUUGGAGGAAAUGACCGAAAGCUUAUAUGGGAGGGCAACCCUAGAAGCAUCCGGGAUAGCCACAAGAAGGUCAGAGAUAGCCACGAUGGCCUUAUAAUACAACGAAACAUGGCACUCUUCUUUUCGGGAGGAGACAAGAAAGAACUCAAGUUGAGAGUUACAGGCCGUAUAUGGAAAGAACAGCAGAACCUGGAAAAUGGUAACUGCAUACCACUCUGCACUUAACCUGGUUUGAAUCACUCUCUCUCCCAUAUGUGCCACGAACACUAACCGUUAUCAGUGAUUCUGGACAUAACACGAUUCAUUUGUUUCAUUUACAUUGGUUUGGUACAUAGUCUGUGAAGCUUCGAGUUUUUCUCACCUGAAAUAUGGAAACUUGCCCGUACGAUGCUGUGCAAUUCCAUAUAUAUUUAUAUAAAUAUAUGUAUACUUGUGUGUAUAACAGUGUGGAGGAUGAGCCAUUGUCCUGUCAGUAUAAGUAGGUAGUUGAAACACAAAGGAAAUCUACUGGACUUCAGGGGGGGUCUCCAUCUUUCCAUUAAAGAAUACAGAAGAUAUUUUAACGGCAAAAACUGCAAAGUGCGCCGUUAAAAGUCAAGUCUGUUUGUGAAAUGAUUUCUUCGUAUAAAAGAUAUCAUAUGCUACUUCCCUUCA
Cannabis sativa is the source of this 1864-nucleotide messenger RNA. Its product is annotated as E3 ubiquitin-protein ligase SINAT3. The record is from RefSeq and is a predicted model, not a curated record. Gene Ontology annotation, biological process: multicellular organism development; ubiquitin-dependent protein catabolic process. The transcript is spliced from 3 exons. NCBI's taxonomy places the organism in Eukaryota, Viridiplantae, Streptophyta, Magnoliopsida, Rosales, Cannabaceae. Gene Ontology annotation, cellular component: cytoplasm. Bases 494 to 1435 code for a protein of 313 amino acids. Gene Ontology annotation, molecular function: protein binding; ubiquitin protein ligase activity; zinc ion binding.